AUGCAACCGCUAAUCGCUGUACCGGUCACGCUGGCCCUCGUUGCUUAUGCGCACCUCAAGAAGAAGCUCACUCCCUCAGGCAUCGCGGCUGCCGUCUUCACCGCUGCCGUUCAUGCCUAUCACCCUUGGAACCUUCCCUUUGUUCUGCUUGUCGUCUUCUUCCUCAUUGGCACGCGUGUUACCAAGAUCAAGCAAGACUACAAGGCCACUCUCACCCUGACCUCCUCAGGAGCCAACAAUGAGGGCCCCCGAACCCACAUCCAAGUUUUUGCCAACUCGCUCAUCGGUACCUCCUUGACGUGGAUGCACGCCCACCAGCUCAGGAGGCGUGAGAGGCUUUUCGCCGACACCGAGACCGAGAAUCCCAACUCCACUCUGUGCUUCUCCUGGGGGCCCCAAGUUGACCUCCUUGUUAUCGGCAUCGUUGCCAACUAUGCCGUCGCUGCCGCGGAUACCUUCAGCUCGGAGCUUGGCAUUCUUGCCCGCAGCGAGCCCCGCCUCAUCACCGACCCCGCUCGUAAAGUCCCUCGGGGUACCAACGGCGGAGUCACCCUCGAGGGUCUUGCCGCCGGGCUGUUGGGAUCGAUCAUCAUAUCUACCACCGCCAUCUUCUUCCUGCCUACCUGCGAUGAUAGCACCGCUGGUACCGUCGGUGGAGGCGUCCCGUGGACGGCGCAGCAGCGCGCCAUCUUCUUGGUCCUCAUUGCGCUCUGGGGCCUUGUUGGCAGCAUCUUCGACAGCUGGCUUGGUGCCAGCUUCCAGCGCACCGUGAAAGACGUCCGGUCAGGCAAGGUCGUCGAAGGCGAAGGUGGUAACCGAGCCAUGGUGUCCACUGAUGAGGGCGUCAAAACCAAGCAUUCUGUUGUCAAGGAUGUGACGCUCAAGGGCGAGGGUUCCGCUUCCGUCGAGAAGCCCGAGGCUGACGUCGCUUCGUCUAGCGCCAUUGACGACACUCCCGCAGACGUCACAUCUCGCGCCAAGUAUGAUCCUAAGGACAAGCACAGAACCUCAAGCUUCGGCGACUCUCAACCAACUCGCGUCGUUGAAAACGGCGUGGACAUUCUUGACAACAACGACGUCAACUUCUCCAUGACCUUCUGUAUGAGUCUCUGUGCGAUGGCCUUGGCCGGCCAAUAUUUUGGCGUUCCUUUCAACAGCAUCUCGACGGUAUAG
This is a messenger RNA of Verticillium dahliae VdLs.17, 1173 nucleotides long. RefSeq names its product DUF92 domain-containing protein. Lineage: Eukaryota; Fungi; Ascomycota; Sordariomycetes; Glomerellales; Plectosphaerellaceae. The record is from RefSeq and is a predicted model, not a curated record. Gene Ontology annotation, cellular component: membrane. Bases 1 to 1173 code for a protein of 390 amino acids. The transcript is spliced from 3 exons.